Messenger RNA from Mollisia scopiformis, 1615 nucleotides. RefSeq lists its product as uncharacterized. The record is from RefSeq and is a predicted model, not a curated record. The transcript has 4 exons. Lineage: Eukaryota; Fungi; Ascomycota; Leotiomycetes; Helotiales; Mollisiaceae. Bases 307 to 1338 code for a protein of 343 amino acids.
CGUCAUCAAUCGAUGAUUUGUUACCAUCACAGUACAUUUCUGGGAGAAGCGCGCGUCAAUUUCACCUUGCAUCUUGCAUGCUCUACACUCCCUUGAGCCUGAGAGCAUGCGGAAUCUGCUUAGACAAAUCCGAAGCAUCAUGCAUCCAACAUCCAUUGUGACAUCUUUCAAAGUUAUCCCAUUUCUAUUGAUAUAUAGCUAGGUACCUGUCUUCCUAUUUUACUCGCAGGUAUUCUCGAACAGUGUCGCCAGCACCAUUUUGUUUUCGAAAAGCCACCAGACACGUGACGUGCUGCUGUCUCAAAUAUGAGCUCUGAUGCAGACGACACGGGUGUGCCAGCCCCCCAAGUACAGAAUAUACUUGAGAAAGUUGACAUAGAUGAAAGUGUAGCGGCUUACUUCCCUCCCGGCUCAAGAGUGGACUCCGCCCUGCCUCAUGGAGCAAGCUUUUGGACCCGUACUGCAAGAAUCAACCUAUUACUCGAAAACGAUUCCCCGAAGAGUCUUUUUCUCAAGGUGGCCCAAGGUGUUGAUGGACUGGGCCUCGUCAUUGGCGAGUACGAGGCAGCUAAAUCGCUCUAUGCAAUUGCUCCUGACUUACUUCCACAUCCCGUGGGAGCUGGAACAUACAAGUUGGACCCCGAAACGCAUUUUUACCUCAGCGACUACGUUGAAAUGAUCGACGAGAUACCGGACAUGCAGAAGUUCUGUGCAUCCUUGGCAAAGCUGCACCGCGAUAGCAUCCCUUUCUCACCUAAAGGACAGUUUGGCUUUCAUGUCGUGACUUACAACGGCAACAAGGCCAGGGAUGUUACUUGGUGUGAUACAUGGGAAGAAAUGUUCACCAAUUCUGUUAAGAUGAGGGUGAAACAAGAGCGCGACGCCCAAGGACCCAGCGCGGGGUUGGAGGAAUUAUUACCUGCGCUCUUCGAGAAAGUCAUUCCAAGACUUCUUCGGCCUUUGCACACCGGUUCGAAUAAGAUUAAGCCUGUCUUGGUGCAUGGAGAUGUCUGGUAUGGAAAUUUGGCUACCAACGCAUCCACGGACGAGCCUAUUGUCUUUGAUCCCGCUACAAUAUGGGCUCACAAUGAAUUGGACGUGGCAAACAUGACUGUCCCUCGAUUCAGACUUGGUCGAGCAUGGACACGCGAAUAUCACAAGCACUUUCCAAUCUCGGCACCAGCUGAGGACUACGAGGAUCGUCUUCGUCUAUACACAAUACAUGGCGGCUUGUGUGCAUCCUCUCUGUACACAAACACUACGAAAUACCGUCAGAUGCUCAUCGAGUGGAUUCAAGAACUCGUUGACAAGUAUCCCGAGGGUUAUCAAGAAGGUUGACGCAUACAUGAAGCUUCGCAAAGAUCACUCCACUGAAGAUACCUUAUUGCAAACAAAUUCAUGACACUUGCAUUGUUUUUGUUCAAUUGAUCUGUCGAGUAUUUUUUAGAGGCAGUUCACUUGAUACUGAAGCGGGGUAAUGUUGGGUUGGAUGGUGCAGAUUUACAAUCCUUGAUCACUGAAGUCGGUGGGGGCUGAAAGACUGCUCUAUAUUUAGUCAGAUCUCAUCAGAUUCACGAAGAUGCGAUCAAUAGAAGUAGAGCAAUAUGUUGACCAU